AUGGCUAGAGUCAAAGCCAGCAUUGCUGCUGCAUUGAAGGAACAGAAAAACAGGUAUAUGAGGAGAGAAGGGCAGGAAAAGAUAAGAUUUGAAGAGCUCCUGAGUCAAAGUAUAGCACAAGCCAAAGCCAAGAAGACAGCUCAGCAGGGGGAUUGGAAGAAAGAAAUGGCAGCUCAAUAUUCUGAAGCAUGGCAAGAAAAGGAGGAGACAAAUAGAAAGGAAGCUGAAGCAAGAGCAGAGCAGCGGAUGGAGACGGAGAAGGCUUGUGAAAUGGCUGCCUUGAUGCAGAAACUAGAGAAUACUGCCAAGGAAAAUGAGACACCCUUGGAAGAACAAUAUUACCAGUGCCACUAUGUGGUUGAGGAGCUCCAUAAAAACAGUGAUUCCCAACCACAACAUCAGCCGUAUCCACCCCAUAAAUUCAAUCAUCUAGUCCCAGCACGUAUGUCAAAGUCAACGGGUCAGUACUUUGUCCAUCUGGACAAUACUCUCCAGGUGUUCACAUCGCCUAAUGCAGAUUCUCUCUCCUAUAUUCCAUCUGAAGAAGAUGUUCUUAGGUUUAGCAUGCACCCUUGUCAAACACUUGUUCCACGUUGGGCUUCAGGCACUUACUCUUACACCGGGUACACACCCAUCAAAAUCAAACUCACUGGCCCACUUCUCAGCUGCCUCAUUCUCCCCUCCAAAAUUCCAAUAGAAAAAAUUGACGGCCAGUGCUUCCUUACAAAAAACUUCUGUGCUUCAUGGCUAAGAUUUGAAGAUGGCCUCUCUCAAGCAGCUACAGCCAAUUCUUUGGCCCCUUAA
This is a messenger RNA of Serpula lacrymans var. lacrymans S7.9, 804 nucleotides long. RefSeq lists its product as uncharacterized. Bases 1 to 804 code for a protein of 267 amino acids. The transcript has 4 exons. Lineage: Eukaryota; Fungi; Basidiomycota; Agaricomycetes; Boletales; Serpulaceae. The record is from RefSeq and is a predicted model, not a curated record.